ACAAAUUUAUACUUUGUAAAACCGGCUAUCUUUUCAUUAACGGCUCAGAUUAGUGGCUCCAGACUGGUGGACGGCAGAGCUGUUCAUUUUCCACGGCUUGUUCAUCUACUCCUCGAGAAGGAUAUCUGAUGGAUUCCACUUUAGUUACUUCUAUAAAGUAAGCCACAUAAAGUUAAAUGGACUGCUUUAAGGAUAAUGUGUUUGCUGAGGCGAUAAGUUGUACGUCCAAUGGCUAUCAUUGAAUUUAAAUUCUCUGAAGUGGUUGUUUCAGUGUAAGCUGCUACCAAAGAAUCUAUCAAUGUUUUGGGUAUGGUUAUACAAUUAUACUCGUCUCACCUGGGGCUUUUGACGUCGAAUCUUUAGCAUCUUCUUUGGGAACUUGUUCGCCGAUAUGACUUUAUCCGACGAUUGCCUCAUCAGCAUUUUUCAAAAACUUCAAAGCCGUCAUGAUCGAAACGCUUUUGGCCUAACCUGUCGUCAUUGGCAUCACAUUCAAAACAUAUCUCGUCGAUCACUAAAUCUCCACUUUUCUUACGAGACUACAACUUAUCAAUCAUAUGUCAGAUAUCUUCCAGCGCUGCUAAAUCGUUUUUCUCAUCUAUCAUCCAUCUCCAUCGCCGGCUGCACAGAAUUACCUGAUUCGGCGCUAUUCGGCCUGAAGAACCUAAAAAUUAGCCUCCGCUCACUAUCCUUAUCCUGUUGCUUCAAAAUCACAGAUGAUGGUCUCGCUCACGUCGCCAUGCACUGCUCUCGACUGGUAUCGUUGACACUCUAUCGAUGCACAAUCACUGAUUUAGCAUUACAAAAUAUUGCAAAUUUCUGCAAAUUAUUGGAGAAUUUAAACUUAUCGUACUGCACUGACAUAACCGACCGUGGGAUUUGUGCACUUUCGACAGGGUGCCGAUUACUCCAUGUUUUAGUAUUGUCAUGUUGCAGUUAUGUAACUGGCAGUGGACUUAAAGGGUGUUCACAGACACUUGAAUACAUAGAGGCAGAGUGUUGUAUGUUUACCAAUGAAGGUCUGCUGCAAGCAGUGAGCGGUGGUGGACUGAAGUACUUAAAUCUCUCAAAUUCAAGAUGUUCGAUGAAUAUUGAUGUCUUAGCGCCCAUGCUCGUGUCGAGGCUUCGGUUUCUUAAUCUUCGCUUGUGCCGGUUUAUUUCAAAUGAAUCCGUGGUGACGAUAUCAAAGUCUUGUCCUUUGCUUGAGGAAUGGAGUGUUGCUGUGUGUCAUGAGAUUGGUGUGUUGGGAUGGGAAGCAAUUGGGUUGAAUUGUUGUGGUUUGAAGGUAUUGCAUGUCAACCGGUGUCGAAAUUUGUGUGAUAGAGGGUUGCAAAGUUUGCGAGAGGGGUGCGGCCGAUUAGGCGUUCUGUACAUGAAUGGAUGUAACGGGGUUAGUCCGUUGGGAGUCGAGUUGUUCAGGCUUAGAAGACAGGAUGUGGAGAUCAGAAGUGAGGAACUAUUGUCUAUUGGGCCUGGUAUUUUUGACUUCUUUGUGUAGAUAGGAUUUUAGCAACUGGAAAUGUGGAGUUUAUACAAAUUUUAUGCUUUUACUUUUUGCUUCAUGUUGAUAAUGUAUUUAUUAUGGCCUAAUAGAUUGAUAUAAAUUUU
This is a messenger RNA of Phalaenopsis equestris, 1608 nucleotides long. RefSeq names its product F-box/LRR-repeat protein 12. Gene Ontology annotation, biological process: SCF-dependent proteasomal ubiquitin-dependent protein catabolic process. Gene Ontology annotation, cellular component: SCF ubiquitin ligase complex. Gene Ontology annotation, molecular function: protein binding. NCBI's taxonomy places the organism in Eukaryota, Viridiplantae, Streptophyta, Magnoliopsida, Asparagales, Orchidaceae. The record is from RefSeq and is a predicted model, not a curated record. The transcript has 4 exons. Bases 392 to 1498 code for a protein of 368 amino acids.